AUGUUGCCUCUCUUCUUCUUCCUCAUACUUCUUCCCACCGCUUAUUCAGUUUCUUUCCAAAUAACUCGAUUUGAACCCACUGCCACCGACAUACUGUAUCUGGGUGAUGCUGUACCUUCUGUUGGAGCCAUUGAAAUGAUCAACAAAUAUAGGUAUGUAUGCCGAGUAGGUUGGGCCAUCUAUGCUAAGAGGGUGCCGCUCUGGGACUCUGAUACGAGAAAGCUCACUAACUUUACUACACAUUACUCCUUCACUAUCAACACCCAAGGCGCUCCCCAUUAUGCCAGUGGGCUAGCAUUCUUCUUGGCUCCUGCUGGGUUUGAAAUCCCGCCAAAUUCAUGUGCUGGAUUUUUAGGCCUAUUCAACACCACAACCAGAGCUGAUUCAUCUUGGAACCAAAUUAUUCUUGUUGAGUUCGAUUCAUUCCCGAACCCUGAAUGGGAUCCUCCAGUUGAGCAUGUGGGGAUUAACACCAACUCAAUUGCUUCUGCUAUUUACACCCCUUGGAAUGCCAGCUCGCACAGUGGAGACACUGCUGAUGUAUGGAUCACCUACAAUGCUUCUACCAAGAAUUUGAGUGUCUCUUGGAAGUACCAAACAACCUCUAAUACAUCGGAGAAUACCAGUCUUUCUUAUGAAAUUGAUCUCAGGGAAAUUCUUGCCGAGUGGGUCACAGUUGGAUUUUCAGCCACUACAAGUCAGUACGGAGAGCGAGUUCAAAUUCAAUCGUGGGAAUUCAGUUCAAGUUUAGACAUUAAGGAAAAAAAUGGAAAUAAUGCAAAAAAGAAGAGAUUAGUGGUUGGUUUAACAGUUUCAGGUGGUGUUAUGAUCAUAGCAGGGGCAAUUACAACGUUUGUAAUAUUGUGGACAUGGAAGGGAAAGAAGAAGGGAACGGCAGAUACUGUGAACGUAAUAUCGAUAAACGACGACCUAGAAAGAGGAGCGGGACCAAGAAGGUUCUAUUAUAACGAGCUUGCUUCAGCUACCUACAACUUCUCAAAUGAGAGGAAGUUGGGUGAAGGAGGGUUUGGUGCCGUUUACAAAGGGUAUUUGACUGAUUUAGACAUGCUAAUCGCUGUGAAGAAAAUCUCAAGGGGGUCUAAACAGGGGAAGAAAGAAUACAUCACCGAGGUGAAGAUCAUUAGCCGGCUGAGGCACCGGAAUCUUGUGCAACUCAUAGGAUGGUGCCAUGACAGAGGUGAGUUCCUACUUGUCUAUGUGUUUAUGCCAAAUGGUAGCCUUGAUGCUCACCUCUUUGGGAAGAGGAGUCCUCUCCCUUGGGUAGUGAGAUACAAGAUAUCUCUUGGGUUGGCCUCCGCGUUGCUCUAUCUUCAUGAAGAGUGGGAGCAAUGUGUGGUGCACCGUGAUAUCAAAUCCAGUAAUGUGAUGCUAGACUCUAGUUUCACUGUCAAGCUCGGUGACUUUGGGUUAGCUCGGCUUAUGGAUCACGGCCUAGGUUCUCAAACAACCGGGUUGGCCGGAACUCUAGGAUACAUGGCUCCAGAAUACAUAAGCACAGGUAGAGCUAGUAAAGAGUCGGACGUGUAUAGCUUUGGGGUGGUUGCAUUAGAAAUUGCUACUGGAGGAAGGUCAGCUGAUCGUAUGGAAGAGGAUUCUGACAUAGGGUUUGUCCAGUGGGUUUGGAAUCUUUACGGGAGAGGAGAUCUUCUUUUGGCAGUGGAUGGGAAGCUGCAAAAUGAUUUCGACGAAAAACAAGUGGAGUGCUUGAUGAUUGUUGGACUUUGGUGUGCUCACCCUGAUCGAAGUCUUAGGCCCUCCAUUAGGCAAGCAAUUCACGUUCUUAAUUUUGAAGCAACAAUGCCAAAUCUUCCAACACAGAUGCCUGUUCUCAUGUAUCAUGUACCAACACUAGCUGUCAGUUCUGUUGAACCUUCCAUAACUUCAAGCCUUCAGCAUGGUCGUUGAACAAGUGAACCAUCUUGGUUUUUAAAACUAGCAUAAUCACUUUAGCCUGGCUAGCAUUAAGGUAAAUGAGAUAUAUCUGUUUUAAUUAUAUAUGGAUACAUCUGUAAGGGUUAAUAUUUCAAAACUAGCAUAAUCACAUCUAAUAAGCAGAGUAUUUCUUGU
This is a messenger RNA of Alnus glutinosa, 2088 nucleotides long. Its product is annotated as L-type lectin-domain containing receptor kinase IX.1-like. The transcript has a single exon. Gene Ontology annotation, molecular function: protein kinase activity; ATP binding; carbohydrate binding. The coding region runs from base 1 to 1926 and encodes 641 amino acids. Gene Ontology annotation, cellular component: plasma membrane. The record is from RefSeq and is a predicted model, not a curated record. NCBI's taxonomy places the organism in Eukaryota, Viridiplantae, Streptophyta, Magnoliopsida, Fagales, Betulaceae. Gene Ontology annotation, biological process: protein phosphorylation.